AUGAAUAAUUAAAAUAGCAUUAGAGAAAGGUUGCCUAGCACUAUUUAAGUUCAAACAAGCUAAAUAAAAUCAUAAUAAGAUGAUGAUGAUUUGGUAUGUCCUAUUUGCAGUUAUGUUAUAUGGGAACCUGUAGGUUGCGCAACUUGUAAGCUACAUGUUUGUCUAAAAUGUAUAUAAGAUUGGUAGAAUAAAGGAAAAACUACUUGCCCUAUUUCAGGAUGCAAAUAGUUUUAAGAUGAAAAGCCACAUCCAUACUUUUAUAAACAUUUAUCUAGCUUAAAAUUAAAUUGUUAAAACUAAGAAAAAGGAUGCUAGGAAACUAUUUUAUAUGAGCAAUAUCAAAAACAUUUAGAAAAGGAAUGCAUGUUUGUUGAAGUAAAUUGCCCUGACCAAGGAUGUGAGGUUGUUCUUUUAAAAAAAGACUUGGAAGAGCAUUUAAAAGUUUGUGAUUACUUUUUAGUAAAAUGCGAAUACUGCGAAAAUGAUUAUUUAAGGAAAGACAAAAAGGAUCAUGAAGAAUAUGUUUGCGAUAGUUUUCCUGUAAAAUGUGAUAAUGAGUAAUGCAAUGAAAUUGUUAAAAGAGCAGAACUUAAUAAACACUUGCUGAGUUGUUUAUAUAAGCUAGAUAUUUGCAAUUAUUGUUAAUAGGUAUACAAUUAGACAUAAAAACAUUUGCAUGAGCAGAAUUGCAAAGAACGUAAAUUAAAAUGUAAAGGAUGCAAGAUUGGAUUUAGGCAAUUAGAACUUAAAGAUCAUUAAAAAGAAUGUGAUUAAAUAAAAUUGAAAUGUAAACUAUGUCUAUAAGAAUUUCCUCAAUUCGAAUUUAAAGAUUUGCACAAUAAAGAAACGUGCAUGGAACAUACAAUAUUGAGUUUAUAAAAAGAAAACUCAAUACUCAAAGAACAAAACUAGUAGCUUAUGCAAUAGUAAAAAACAAUAUAAUCAAAAUUAGAUUAGAUAAUGAAUGUCAGUCUUUUAAAUAGAAACUCUUAAAGUGAAGUUUUAGAAUUAGAGUCUUUGAUAGAAGAAUGUUACUAAAAAAUUAUGUCAAUUUUAGAUUAGUAGUAAUUUCUAAGUCAUUAAAAGAAAAAGCAUAGUUGUUCAUUCACUGAUGUUCGUCUUGCUUUGAAGCACUUUGACUUUUUAAAUUAUUCUAGCAUUCUCUACAAUGGAUGGGGAAAGUUACACUGCUCUGAUUGUUUUAAUUAUGUAAAAAAAAUAGAACCUUUAAUAGCUCCCUUACUAGCAACUAUUUCUAAUUCAGAAAAUCAAAUUAAAAUUUCAAAAUAUUACCAAUUUAAUAAUAAAUAAAAUAAUGAAUGA
Tetrahymena thermophila SB210 is the source of this 1323-nucleotide messenger RNA. RefSeq names its product TRAF-type zinc finger protein. The record is from RefSeq and is a predicted model, not a curated record. The transcript has 2 exons. Gene Ontology annotation, molecular function: zinc ion binding. Lineage: Eukaryota; Ciliophora; Oligohymenophorea; Hymenostomatida; Tetrahymenidae.